UUCGCCAUGCUGCGCUCCGCGCCGCCUGGCCGCUACCUGUACCCCGAGGUGAGCCCGCUGUCGGAGGACGAGGACAGAGGCAGCGAGAGCUCGGGCUCCGACGAGAAGCCCUGCCGCGUGCACGCGGCGCGCUGCGGCCUCCAGGGCGCCCGGAGACGGGCCGGGGGCCGUCGGGCGGGGGGCGGCCCGGGCCCCGGGGGCCGGCCGGGCCGGGAGCCCCGACAGAGGCACACAGCAAACGCGCGCGAGCGGGACCGCACCAACAGCGUGAACACUGCCUUCACGGCGCUGCGUACGCUCAUCCCCACCGAGCCGGCCGACCGCAAGCUCUCCAAGAUCGAGACGCUGCGCCUGGCCUCCAGCUACAUCUCGCACCUGGGCAACGUGCUGCUGGUGGGCGAGGCCUGUGGCGACGGGCAGCCCUGCCACUCGGGGCCCGCCUUCUUCCACGCGGCGCGCGCCGGCAGCCCCCCGCCGCCCCCCGCCCGCGACGGGGAGAACGCCCAGCCCAAGCAGAUCUGCACCUUCUGCCUCAGCAACCAGAGAAAGUUGAGCAAGGACCGGGACAGAAAGACGGCGAUUCGGAGCUAG
Molecule: messenger RNA, 591 nt
Organism: Pteronotus mesoamericanus
Lineage: Eukaryota; Metazoa; Chordata; Mammalia; Chiroptera; Mormoopidae
Gene: SCX
Product: scleraxis bHLH transcription factor
Exons: 2
Coding region: 7-591 (194 amino acids)
Biological process (GO): developmental process; regulation of transcription by RNA polymerase II
Molecular function (GO): RNA polymerase II transcription regulatory region sequence-specific DNA binding; protein dimerization activity; DNA-binding transcription factor activity, RNA polymerase II-specific
Source: RefSeq, a predicted model, not a curated record